AUGGCUCCUCGCGCUCCUCUGACCCUCGUGACCCUCGUGACCCUCGUGACCCUCGUGGUCCUCAGCGUCCAGGAGAAGGUGUUUGUCCAGAGGGCGGGUCAGGCCUUCAACAGCCGCAGCUUCAGCUCCGUCCUCACCGUCGCCAACGGGGAGCAGUUUGGAGACUGGACGUGGCCCGAGAUGUGUCCAGAGAACUUCUUCGCGGUCGGCUUCAGCGUCAGGGUGGAGCCAAACCAGUACGGCUCUGACGAUACGGCUCUCAACGGGAUCCGGCUCAUCUGUGCCCAAGACGAGAGCCGCAGCUUCCUGUACACGGUGGAGUCGCACACGGGAUAUUUCGGGGACUGGUCGGCUCCUCAGUACUGUCCGUCCGGGGUCCUGAUCUCGUUCCAGCUGCGCGUGGAGCCUCACCAGGGAACGUUCGGGGACGACACCGCCGCCAACAACGUGCGGUUCCGCUGCAGCAGCAACCCGACGCUGGAGGGCGCGGGCAUGACCUGGGGCGAGUACGGCCACUGGAGCCGCUCCUGCACCGAGGGCGGCAUCUGCGGCAUCGAGACCAAGAUGGAGGAGUACCAGGGCGGGCUGGACGACUCCACGCUCAACGACGUGCGCUUCCACUGCUGCGCCAAGAACCCACAGUGAGAAACGAACCAGAGAGAGAAGACUGAACACGCUCCUGAACACGAUCUGCUCCUGAC
Boleophthalmus pectinirostris (great blue-spotted mudskipper) is the source of this 701-nucleotide messenger RNA. RefSeq names its product vitelline membrane outer layer 1 homolog b (gene vmo1b). The transcript is spliced from 4 exons. NCBI's taxonomy places the organism in Eukaryota, Metazoa, Chordata, Actinopteri, Gobiiformes, Gobiidae. The coding region runs from base 1 to 645 and encodes 214 amino acids. The record is from RefSeq and is a predicted model, not a curated record.